GGACACUGACAGCUGGCCAUAUUCUUACCUCUUUUCUGAGCUCCAGAAUGUGAUCCCUGGAUCCCCCAGUCUCCCUGAGCCUUCCAAACCUAGCUCCCCUGCCCCCCACCACUCAGAACUGCUCUCUCUCCAGACCCCGAGACCUUCGUGACCAUCCAGCCUUUGAACCCUUUGGUGCGUCGCCAGUGCAGUCCACAGAAUCUCUCUGCAAGGACAUGGUCUCCAGGAGCGGCUGUGCCUGAAGAUUGCCUCCCCCAGAGGCUGGUCUGCUGUCUCUUCCCAACUGAUUUCGGCUUGGUAAAACCUGACAGGGUGCCCACCAGUGAGUGGGUCCCAUCCUGGGAGCAGCCCUGGCUUGACCUUUUCCAUGAUGGAGAAGGUGACAGGUAAUGUCCCCCCGUGUGGGCACUUUGAGGCCGACGUCUUUGCAAGGAGUUACUGCCAGAAUUGUUCCGAGGUCCAGGAGGCUCACUGUGAGCCCAGCACACAGCAGGAGAUCGGGGGACCUCUGGGGGCCGAGGCGUCUUACUGUGACCUGCAGCAAGCUUCCCCCUACCCCAACGACACCCUCUGCAUCUUGGUCCCCAGCUGUGAGUUGGUGGUGGCCGCUGGUCGUGGGCAAAGGUCUGAGAGUCUUGGGGUUCCAGUGGAGUGGCCCCUAGCAGAGAGCCUCGCAGCCCAGCCUUGGGGCCAAGAGAUCAGGAGUGGAGUGCCCUACCUAGAGAGCCUGACCUGCACACACUUCAGAAGCUGUUCAGAGGACAGCGGAGCCUUUGCCAUCAUCAGACCUGACUGCAACCCAGGCCGCCACUAUCCUGAUGAUACCAGCACCCCGGACUCUGUGGACUUGGAUGCUGUCGACUGGCCUGAUAAGCCCUUGGGCUUCGACGAGCUCCCCAUGAUGUUCUCCAGACAUCAGGAACGGGAACGCCCACAAGCUGACGGUCCCCGAAGGGCUCCAUCCUCAGUUUCUAGGUCAUCAGCCACAGAUCCUAGUCCUGGGAACCAGAGUUCUAGGGAGAGCCGAGCUAAGUCUCGUGGGGAGAGUAGUUACUUUUGCUUGGAAAGGAACAAGUUGGACCCAACCCAGACCUCCCAAAGUCAACAAAGUGGACUUAGAAGUACAACACGGAACCCAGGUCCUACAAAACCCACACACCAUGACACAUACUCGGCCUCGUCUUCCCACCGAUCCAUCCAAAGAGACACCACCAGGGCCUCAUCUCCCCACCGAUCCACCCAAAGGGACACCACCAGGGCCUCAUCUCCCCACCGAUCCACCCAAAGGGACACCACCAGGGCCUCAUCUCCCCACCGAUCCACCCAAAGGGACACCACCAGGGCCUCAUCUCCCCACCGAUCCACCCAAAGGGACACCACCAGGGCCUCAUCUCCCCACCGAUCCACCCAAAGGGACACCACCAGGGCCUCAUCUCCCCACCGAUCCACCCAAAGGGACACCACCAGGGCCUCAUCUCCCCACCGAUCCACCCAAAGGGACACCACCAGGGCCUCAUCUCCCCACCGAUCCACCCAAAGGGACACCACCAGGGCCUCAUCUCCCCACCGAUCCACCCAAAGGGACACCACCAGGGCCUCAUCUCCCCAUCGAUCUACACAAAGAGACACUAUCCAAUGCUCUGCUACCCAGUGGGACAACCCUAGAACCUGUUCUACCCAACGAGACAACCCUGGGACUUCUUCUCCUGCCAGGCCCACCACAAAGGACAAUCCUCGGGCCUCUUCCACCCAACGGGACAACCCUAGAACCUGUUCUACCCAACGAGACAACCCUGGGACUUCUUCUCCUGCCAGGCCCACCACAAAGGACAAUCCUCGGGCCUCUUCCACCCAGCGGGACCACCCUAGAACCUGUUCUACCCAACGAGACAAUCCUGGGACUUCUGCCAGGCCUACCCCAAAGGACAAUCCUCGAGCCUCUUCCACCCAACGGGACAAUCCUAGAACCUGUUCUACCCAACGAGACAACCCUGGGACUUCUUCUCCUGCCAGGCCCACUGCAAAGGACAAUCCUCGGGCCUCUUCUACCCAAAGGGACAGCCCAGGGCCUUCCUCUCCCACACGAUCCAGCCAACGGAGCAACCCCCGGACCUCUUCUCCCCACCGCACUAACCGUGAUAUUCCUUGGGCUUCUUUCCCCCUCCGCCCGGUCCAAAGUGAUGGACCUCGGGCUUCUUCUCCAACCCGCUCUAAACAAAGUGAGGUCCCCUGGGCCUCUUUUCCUCUCCGGCCAGUCCAAGGUGACAACUCUCGGACCUCUUCUCCCACUCGUUCAUCUCAAAUUUCUUCUAAAACCAGCCAACGUGAUAUCCCAACUCGGGGCUCCAUUUGCCACAGUGGCCCUCGGAGCUCCACCCCACCUCUCUCAUCCACACGUACCUCCCAGGCCUCUUCUCUCUCACGCUCUACCUCUCUUGACUCUCCUCAGCCUUCUUCAGCUGUGUGCAUUGGGCACCGAGAUGCACCCCGCGCAUCGUCACCUCCCCGAUUCUGUCAGCAUGACCCAUUCUCAUUCUUUCCUGACCCCCAUGAUGACGAGAGCCAAUCCCCCCAUCAUGAUCCCCCGUAUAUCCCUCCAGCUGUCUGCAUUGGGCACCGGGAUGCCCCUCGGGCCUCCUCGCCCCCUCGCCACUCCCAAUAUGACCCCUUUCCUUUCCUCCCAAAUACCUCAGACACAGAGAGCCAAUCUCCUCAACAUGACCCUCCCCAGAUGCCACCUCCUGUGUGCAUUGGGCACCGAGAUGCCCCCCGGGCCUCUUCUCCCCCACGCCAGUCACCACAAGAAUCUUCCCUCCUCUACCAAGACGCCCCUGGGGCUAGUUCUGAGAGCUUGGCUCCCUCCACAAGCUCCAUGCAUGAUCCCCCCCACAUACCACCUCCUGUCUGCAUUGGGCACCGGGAUGCCCCUCCCUUCUCUUCUCCCCCACGCCAUGUUCAUCAUGACCCUUCUCUCCUCUACCAGGACCCCCCUGGGGCCAGCUGUGAAAGCCUUGCUCUCUCUAUGGAUUCCCAACAUGAUCCUCCCCAGAUUCCCACUCCUGUCUGUAUCGGGCACCGGGAUGCCCCACUUUUUACUUCCCCACCACGCCAGGCCUACCAUGACCCUUCCCUCCUCAACCAGGACCCUCCAGGUGCCAGCUCUGAGAGCCUUGCUCCCUCCAUGGAUUGCUUCCAUGGACAUGAUGCCCUCCAACCAACCCUCCAUGUGUGCAUUGGGCACCGAGAUGCCCCACGUGCCUCCUCUCCACCUCGCCAUUGGGACCCUCCAGGAGUUGCUAGGUGUUCCAUCCCCCCACCAGGACCUUCUGGUUGCAAGGGGUCUGGUACUGGGGAUGGAAGACAUAACCUGGAACGGGAGGAGUACACAAUGUUGGCUGAUCUCCCCCAACCCAAGAGGCUGAACCAGAAAGAAGCCAUGGGCAAGCAGAGCGGCAAUGCCAGUGACCGCUCCCGCAGCCCUGGACGAUCUGAGGUGGAUCGAAUCUUUGGGAAUGAGCGCAGGAAGUCUGAAGCCCUGGAAACAUACCAGGCCCUGGAAGUUGGGAGAGCACAGAGAGGUGGGCUUGCCUCUGGGCAGCUCCAGCGAAGGCAGUCCAGCCCGGCCCUCUGCAGAGAGGUGACCAAGAAGUCCCCCCAAUCUUCAGAACAAGCCCGGAGGGGCCGAAUGGAGCCUCCUUACACCAAGAGCCCAGAGAGACGCCUUGAGGGAGACCGACGGAACAAGGGGGGCUCCACCCCCCCCAAGAAUCUGGUCAAACUCCCAGAGAGGGAAAGCAGAGCCCGGGGUCAGCUCGUGCAUUCCAAGAGCCUAGACAUUCCCCCUGAGAAUGAUCGACUAGGGCACAGGCAGCCUUCAGGCCUUAGGCACUUAGGAAAGUCCAUGGAGGAGGAAUGGAUGCCUCCAGAGGAGUCUGCCAUCCCCAGGUCUCCCCAGAGACACCUGGAGAGGGACCGGGGCGGCCCAGGCCAGGCCUAUUCAGAGGGGUGCUUGGAGGGGGACUUCCAAAGUCAGGGGGGGUAUUCCUGCAACAAAGCUCUGGAGAUGUAUCCGGAUAGUGAAUGGAGAGGCCCAGCCAAAGAGAUUGUAGGCUGCUGGAGGUCAUUAGCAGAACAAGUAUGUUGCAGGCGGCUGGAAAGGCUUCAACAGAGUGGGCAGCUCGUGGACUGGGAUGAACUGCCCCAGCCCAAGGGGUCUGAAUGGGACUGUAAUGGCCUGGGGGGACUCACCCAGCCCACUGGUCCAGAGAGACCCACCAAGGUGUCCUGGGGAAACCUAGGAGAGCUUGCCCAUCCUCGGAGGCUGGAGAGAGCAGAUGAGAUGGACUGGGGAAGCCUGGGGGAGUUGCCCCUCCCUCGGAGGCCUGAGAGACCCUUGGCCAUGGACUGGCGGGAACUGGGAGGGCUUCCUCAUCCUCGAGGCCCUGAGAGACCUGUGGGAAGUGACUGGGGAAGCCUAGGGGAGCUUCUUCGACCUAGGAGCCCAGAAUUGUGCAGAGAGAUGGUCUGGGGGGCCAAGGGGGAACCCGUGUUUACAGAGGGAUCCUGGCUGGAGAAUGGGGAGGCCCGUCCCCCCAAAGGCCCAGAGGAGGCCCCGGAGAGAGAAUGGCAGAGCACCUCGGAGCCUGCAGGGCUGGUAAUCCAUGACAGGCAGGCAGAAAUGAAUGGGUACAGUCCCGAGGAGCGCCUCCUGAGCCCAAUUCCUUCAGUGGAGGAGAACGGGGCUGACCUGGUGCAGCCCAUUGGCUCAGCCCCGUGGCCAAAGAUCAAAAUGGAGAGCCGUCAGAGGGCCUUGGAGGUGGCUGGUCUGCAGGAGGAAGAGGACAAGAUGGGAAACAACCUACAACUGGGCCCACACCCAUCUAAGGAGCCUGAACCAGAAGGCAGCGCCCUCCCAGAGCCUGGACAUCCAGGAGCAGCCGAAGGCCAAGAGCCAUCUCUGAUGACUGACCAGGAGAACACUGACACGGCAGACAACGUCCUAACGAAGGGAAAGGCUGUGCGCCCCACCAAGGGCCGACUGGUGACUUCAUGGCGCAUGCCCGGAGACCAGCCCACGCUCUUCAACCCGUUCCUGAUUUCCCUGGGGGUUCUCAAAUGGCGAAGGCCCGAUCUCCUCAACUUUAAGAAGGGAUGGAUGUCCAUUCUGGAUGAACCAGGAGAGUGGAAGAAGCACUGGUUUGUGUUGACUGACUCCAGCCUCAAGUAUUACCGGGACUCAAAUGCCGAGGAGGCUGAUGAGCUGGACGGAGAGAUCGACCUGCGUUCCUGCACCGAUGUGACUGAGUUCCCCGUCCAGCGCAACUAUGGCUUCCAGAUCCACACCAAAGAAGCCAUCUUCACGCUGUCGGCCAUGACGUCGGGCAUCCGCAGGAACUGGAUUGAGGCCCUGAGGAAGACGGUGCGGCCAGCCAGUGCCCCCGAUGUCACCAAGCUGUCCGACAGCAACAAGGAGAACACCAUCCACGGCUACAGCUCCCAGAAGGGCUCGUCCAGGGCCGAGGAGCAGCGUCCGGCCCCGGAAGUCAUCGGCCGGAGCACCGGCCGGAAGGCGGACGGGCCGCGCCAGUCCUUCGACUACGUGGAGCUCUCCCCGCUGCACCAGGGCGCGCCGCAGCGCCGGGGGGGCAGCGUGCGGGGGGCCAAGCAGGAGGAGCUGGAGCGGGACCUGGCCCAGCGCUCCGAGGAGCGCCGCAAGUGGUUCGAGGCGAGCAACAGCCGGGCCGGCGAGCCGGCGGCGGGCGAGGGGCCCCGCAAGGCGCUCGGGGGCCCCCUCACCGAGGACCAGCAGAGCCGGCUCAGCGAUGAGAUUGAGAAGAAGUGGUUAGAACUGGAGAGGCUGCCCCUGAGGGAGAGCAAACGGGUGCCCCUGACGGCUCUGCUCCCCCAGAGCAAAGGGGAGCACAAGGGGCCUCCCGGAGACUCGACCGAGGCCCUGGAGAAGGAGGUCCAGUCCCUGCGGGCUCAGCUGGAGUCCUGUCGUCUUCGAGGGGAUGGUUCCCGGGACCCACCCAAACCUCACGAGGAUGGCCACAUCCCCCGGGGCUUUAUCUCCCAGGAAGCAUGUGAGCGGAGCCUAGCGGAGAUGGAGUCAUCCCACCAGCAGGUGAUGGAAGAGUUGCAGCGGCAUCACCAGCGAGAACUGGAGCGGCUACAGCAGGAGAAGGAAUGGCUUUUGGCGGAGGAGACAGCAGCCACAGCCUCUGCCAUUGAGGCCAUGAAGAAAGCCUUUAAGGAAGAGCUCAACAAGGAGCUGGGAAAGACGAGAAGUCUUCAGCAAGGCCCAGAGAGUCUCCGGAAACAGCACCAGUCUGACGUGGAUUCUCUGAAGCGAGAAUUGCAGGUUCUCUCGGAGCAAUACUCCCAGAAGUGCUUGGAGAUCGGAGACCUGACCCGCCAGGCUGAGGAACGGGAGCGCAUCUUGCAGCAUUGUCAGCAGGAAGGCAAGGGGCUGCUGAGGCAGAACCAGGAACUUCACUCACGCCUUUCAGAAGAGAUCGGCCAAUUAAGAAACUUCAUCGCCUCCCAGGCCUCGAGCGAAGGCCACGGGCGAAACAACGAGAGGAACUCCUACGAACUGAAGAUGCUCCUCCGGGUGAAGGAGAACGAGCUUCAGUACCUGAAGAAGGAAGUUCAGUGCCUCCGGGACGAGCUGCAGAUGAUAUACAAGGACAAGCGCUUUGCCUCAGGGAAGUACCAGGAUGUCUACGUGGAGCUGAACCAUAUCAAGACCCGGUCAGAGUGGGAGAUCGAGCAACUGAAGGAACACCUCCGCCUGGCCAUGGCUGCGCUCCGAGAAAAGGAGUCGCUGCGCAACAAUCUGGACAACUAGAGGUUCCGGUCGCUCCAUCCCCUGUUGGACCCUCCCAGCAGAAGGGAGACGCGGUCUCCCCAUUCCCGAGGAGACCAGAAGCCAAGCUUUCUCACCAUACCUUCCUGGGCAGCGCGGACACACACACACUCACACACACUCACGCACACUCAUGCACACUCACACUCACACACUCACACUCACACACACACACUCACACACACUCUGCGGAUCUGAGCGCGCCCUUCACACUGGGUCUUAACGUGCACCUUCUUCGGGAUUUUAUAUGUGAAAAGAUUUUUAUAGAGUUUUUUUCCUCCCCCCUUUUUUAAGCCUAGAACUGAGGGGGCUCUCUCCUACCGCCCCCCUCAGCCAGCAGCCCCAGCUGGGGGUGGGGGCAGCCCCUGCGGCUCAGUCUGCAGGAGGAGAACCGGCUUCCCCCCACCCCAGCCCCCCACCUCUCUCAUUCCUGCCUGCUGUGGGCCUUCCCCCACACCGAGGCUGGCUGCCCCUGCUGCCUCGGGCUGGGGAUGGACAGACGGACGGAUGGACAGAUGGCUAUGGGGAGGGGGAGGGGACGUGUGAAGCUGGGCCGCCGGAGCCAAAAGUGAAGGCGGGGCAUUUCUCCUGCACAGUAAACUUUUAACUUAAUAAAACAUCCUCUUAGCUCUGGGUCCUCGAUCCCUGGGAACGAGAAGCGGGCAGUGGGGAGCUGGCCUUUCUGUCCCACAAAUUCAGUUAAGAAUCAGUGCCACAGGGGGCAGCUGGGUAGCUCAGUGGAUGGAGAGCCAGGCCCAGAGACCGGAGGUCCUGGGUUCAAAUGUGACCUCAGCCACUUCCCAGCUGGGUGGCCCUGGGCAAGUCACUUAACCUAAUUGCCUAGCCCUGGCUGCUCUUCUGUCUUGGAACCAAUACAUAGUAUUGAAUCCAAGACAGAAGGUGAGAGUUUAAAAAAAUAAAAAAAGAAUCCAUGCCACAAAAUCAGAGGCACAGAGAUCUGGUGCUGGGAGCGACCUUAGAAGCCAUCUAGCCCACUUGACAGAUGAGAAAACUGAGGCCCAGCGAUGGCCACUGCUAGUUAGUGUCAGGAAUGGGACUUUAGGGAUGGAUUUCCUCUUUCCCCAUUUUUUAGCCACGCAAACUGAGGCUCAAGGAAGUUCUGGAUCACAAUCCGGUUUUCACACACUGCCAUUUGUUGCUGUUUUCAUUGACGUUUUCCCUUUUCUUGAUAAGUCCUGAGGUUUUUGUGUUCCAUUUUCAUGCCCCAGAUAUUUCCAGGGAUCGGCUUCUUCCACAGACCCGGCAGGGUCAGAGAGCAGAAUUUAUAGCCCCCGAGUCCGCCCCCCCACCUUCCCACGGGAGGCUCCGGAGUUUAGCCCAAUGACCCAACAGACCCUGGGUGCCUCCUGUGUACAGGCCUUGUGCUAGGUUCUGGGAGACUCACCGAGAACAAUUACCCCCCCCCCCCCCGGCUGUCCACAGUCUAAGAAGGGAGCUAAGCAAGUUAGACCCAUGGAGAAGGAACCAUAACUAGCAGCUUGGACCAUCAGUUCCUAAGGAAAGUACUCAAGAGGGACGCCAGGGGGCGCCGUGGAGCUCAGAGCCUGGAGCCAGAAAGGCUCAUCUCCUCAAGUUCAAAUCCAGCCUGAGACACUUACUGAGUGACCUGAGCAAGGCACUGAAUCCUGUUUGCCUCCAUUUCCCCUCUGCCCAACGAGCUAGAGAAGGAAAUGGUGAAGCCUUCCAGUAUUGUUGCCAAGAAAGCCCCAAAUAGGGUCAUGAGACUUGGACACGACUGAAGGAGGGAGAGGUCCCUUUGGGCUGGACAGCUGGCAGAGGAAGCAUGGCCUCGGAUGGGAUUGGGUCUUCCCAGGACAAAGGGUGGUGUGAGCUCAGACGAGCCAGGAGAGAGCUGGGGCACCAAGGUCCCAGCGAGGCAGCGACAGAACUAGGAAUGGAACCCAGUUCCUCCCAGUGCUCCACAUGUCCAAGAUGGCGGCCCAAUGGAAGCGAGGAAGGACUAAAUGAGCCCAGCAGCAACUCUAUAGCCUUUUUAAAAAAUCCUCACCUUCUGUCUUAGAACCAAUACUGUGUAUUGUACUGGUUCUAAGACAGAAGAACAGAAAGGAUUAGGCAGUAAGGGUUUAAGUGACUUGCCCAGGGUCACACAGCUAGGACGUGUCUGAGGCUGGAUUUGAACCUAGGACUUCCCAUCUCUAGGCCUGGCUCUAUCCACUGAGCCACCCAGCUGCCCCCUAUAAUGUUUAUUAAGCAUCUACUGUGUGCUAGACAAUUGUGAAGCAAAAAGUAAAGCUGAGUUCAGAGAAUACAGGGGAAUCUACCUGGAAUUAAGAAAAUAUCAAUAAUAGUAAUAUUCAGUCAUUACUGAUGUAUAUCAAUAAAUCCAAAAUAGUAAUAAUAA
Messenger RNA from Monodelphis domestica (gray short-tailed opossum), 9251 nucleotides. The record is from RefSeq and is a predicted model, not a curated record. Lineage: Eukaryota; Metazoa; Chordata; Mammalia; Didelphimorphia; Didelphidae.